Molecule: messenger RNA, 1548 nt
Organism: Geosmithia morbida
Lineage: Eukaryota; Fungi; Ascomycota; Sordariomycetes; Hypocreales; Bionectriaceae
Product: nonsense-mediated mRNA decay protein 3
Exons: 2
Coding region: 1-1548 (515 amino acids)
Biological process (GO): ribosomal large subunit export from nucleus
Cellular component (GO): nucleus; cytoplasm
Molecular function (GO): ribosomal large subunit binding
Source: RefSeq, a predicted model, not a curated record
AUGUCCAUGGACAUUGACGAUGCGCCCGUGCCCAUGACGGCUGCUACCCAGCAGUCGGGUGCAACGAUUCUCUGCUGCAACUGCGGUGCCCCCAUUGACGGAACAACGGCGGCCGGUGCACUCUGCUACGACUGCAUCAAGCUGACCGUGGACAUUUCCAAGGGCGUGCAGCGCGAGGCGACAAUCCACUUCUGCAAAGACUGCGACCGAUGGCUGCUUCCGCCGGCGACGUGGGUUACGGCUCUCCCGGAGUCUAGGGAGCUGCUGGCACUGUGCCUCAAGAAGCUGAGGGGGCUGAACAAAGUGCGGAUCAUCGACGCCAGCUUCAUCUGGACGGAGCCGCACUCGCGCAGGAUAAAGAUCAAGCUCACAAUCCAGGACUCGGUGCAGGAUGGAAUGCUUCUGCAGCAGAGCUUCGAGGUGGUGUUCGUGGUGCACACCCAGCAGUGCCGCGAGUGCGCCAAGUCGUACACGCCGGCGCACUGGCAGGCGUCGGUGCAGGUGCGGCAGAAGGUGCUGCACAAGCGCACGUUCCUGUACCUGGAGCAGCUGAUCCUCAAGCACGCGGCGCACCGUGAGACGCUCAACAUCAAGGAGGCCAAGGACGGUGUUGAUUUCUUCUUCAGCGCCAAGAACCAGGCCGAGAAGUUCCUCGACUUCCUCAACUCGGUGGUGCCCAUCAAGGUCAAGCAGUCGCAGGAGCUCAUCUCGCUCGACACGCACACGUCCAAGCGCUCCUACAAGUUCACAUACUCGGCCGAGAUCGUUCCCGUCUGCAAGGACGACCUGGUCGCCCUGCCCAUCAAGGUGGCCAAGCAGUCAGGUAACAUCGCGCCGCUGCUGCUCUGCUACCGCAUCGGCACGUCGGUCUGCCUCAUGGACCCCCAGACCCUCCAGACGGCCGACAUCAGCUCCGCCGUCUACUGGCGCGCCCCCUUCACCUCGCUCACCGACGCCCCCGAACUCGUCGAGUUCAUCGUCAUGGACGUCGAGCUCACCGGCCAGCAGCGCGGCAAGUGGAAGCUAGGCGAGGCCACCGUCGCCAAGGCCUCGGACCUGGGCAGCAACGACACCACCUAUUUCGUCCGUACCCACUUGGCCGGCCUCCUGCAGCCCGGUGACCCGGUCAUGGGCUACCUCCUCAGCGGCACAAACUUCAACAACGCCGAGUUCGAGGCCCUCGAGCAGUCCGACACCUACUCAUCCUCCAUCCCCGACGUCGUCCUCGUCAAGAGGCACUUCCCGCGCCGCCGCAAGAACCGCCACCGCAACUGGAAGCUCAAGCGCAUGGACAAGGAGGAGGGCGACCUGCUCCCCAAGAAGGCCGACCAGGACCGCAUGGACCGCGAGUACGAGCUCUUCCUCCAGGACGUUGAGGAGGACGAGGAGCUCCGCGCCACCAUGGCCCUGUACAAGAAGCAGCGCGAGCAGGAGGAGAUGAGCAUGGCUGACGCUGACGACGAGGAGGACGAGGCAGUUCCCCACGUCAACAUGGAGGAACUCCUCGAUGACUUUGAUGAGCUGCGCGUCGCCGAUGCGCCGCAAUAG